Molecule: messenger RNA, 2554 nt
Organism: Coffea eugenioides
Lineage: Eukaryota; Viridiplantae; Streptophyta; Magnoliopsida; Gentianales; Rubiaceae
Product: DEAD-box ATP-dependent RNA helicase 50
Exons: 9
Coding region: 138-2153 (671 amino acids)
Molecular function (GO): RNA helicase activity; nucleic acid binding; ATP binding
Source: RefSeq, a predicted model, not a curated record
UCACUUUUUAUCGUCCAAUUGCAGCAUUUUGCAGCCAUUUUAUCCAUUUUACUCACUUUUAUCAUCAAAGUGCAGAUUUUCUAGAUACUUGAAAUAUUAUGGGGAACUGAAAAUCACUGAAAAAAGUGGGAAAAAAAAUGCUUGCUUAUACAUCAAUGGCUGCAGCAUCACUAUCAUCAUCACUGCCAAUAAACUUCCAAAUUGACAGAAAACUAUCCUUUAAUCUUCAGCUUAUUAAUCAUCAGCAGAGGGCCAUGAAAGUUAAGAUGGUGGUACGAGCUGGUCGAUACACAAGAUUGUCUUUGGAUACACCAGGGGCUUAUCAGCUUAUAGAUAAUGAGACUGGGGAGAAAUUUAUCGUCUGGGGUGGUGAGGAGAAUGACCCUCCAAAUUCCCCCAUUCCUUCCCAGCAAGUUCUUUCCUGGGAACCCUUUUCAUCAAACAGCAAAAGGAGGGGGAAUUCAGAUGGUGCUGAUGAUUCAGUUGGCAGCCCAGCAGGUAGUGGAGGACUGGCUAGAAGUUUUGGGAGAUUAAAAGCUCAGAGAGUAAAAGCUCUUGUUAGGAGAAGUCACAGAAAGAUUCAAGAAACCAAUGACCUUGAUCACCUAGAACAGAAUGCACAUAACACGCGUCUUCAAUUAGCUGAAAGCAAAGACAUACUGCAAAAUAUCUUGACUAAUGAUCAUAAGGAACACCAUGAGAUAUCAUUUAGACGUGAAACUGGACAACUUCCAAAGGAUCAAUGUACACCAACAGAAGAUCAGCUGUCUGAUUUUUCAUCUGCUGAAUCAGAUGUUUCUGUGUCAAGGGCUUCUUCUACCACUUUACGGGGAUGGGGUAGUAGGGAGUCAAGGGACAUUUAUAGGCAGGCCAAUAAUUCUGCCAAAAGGAGGAAUAUGAAUGAUAAGCAUAACUUUUUCAGUAAAAAGUCCUUUAAGGAUCUAGGAUGCAGAGAUUAUGUUAUUGAAUGUUUGCGUGGCCUGCAUUUCCUACAGCCUUCUCAUAUUCAGGCCAUGGCAUUUGAACCAGUUAUUGGGGGAAAGAGCUGCAUUGUAGCUGAUCAAAGUGGAUCAGGAAAAACUUUGGCAUAUCUUUUACCAAUUGUUCAGCGUCUUAGAGAAGAAGAGCUUCAAGGCAUUAGCAAGUCAAUGUCUAAUAGUCCUCGAGUUGUUGUACUGGUGCCCACAGCUGAGUUAGCUUCUCAGGUUUUAAGUAUUUCCCGAUCUUUAUCAAAGUUGGGCAUUCCAUUCCGCUCUAUGGUCGCGACAGGUGGAUUUCGUCAAAAGACCCAAUUGGAGAAUCUAAAACAAGAACUAGAUGUUUUGAUAGCUACUCCUGGAAGAUUUAUGUUUCUGAUGAAAGAAGGCUUCCUGCAGUUAAAAAAUCUCAAAUGUGCUGUAUUGGAUGAGGUAGAUAUACUCUUCAAUGAUGAAGAUUUUGAGCUGGCAUUACAAUGUCUAAUGAACACCUCACCUAUCACAACACAAUAUCUGUUUGUGACAGCGACUUUACCUGUUGAAAUCUACAACCACCUUGUUGAAGCCUUUCCUGAUUGUGAUGUUAUAAUGGGGCCUGGUAUGCACCGUACAAGCCGUGGCCUUGAAGAGAUACUCGUAGAUUGCAGUGGAGAAGACCGAGCAGAGAAGUCUCCAGAGACAGCAUUUCUGAACAAGAAAAAUGCUCUUCUCCAUUUGUUGGAGGAAAAUCCAGUAAAUAAGACGAUUAUUUUCUGUAACAAGAUUGAGACAUGUAGAAAAGUUGAAAAUGUGCUGAAACGAUUUGACAGAAAAGGGUCUAUGAUUAGAGUAUUGCCAUUCCAUGCUGCUUUGGAUCAUGAAACACGGCUUGCAAAUAUGGAGGAGUUCCGUGGCUCUCAGAUGAAAGACAGUGCUUCAUUCUUGGUGUGCACUGACAGAGCAUCCAGGGGGAUUGACUUUGCAGGCGUGGAUCAUGUAGUGCUCUUUGAUUUUCCUCGUGAUCCCAGUGAAUAUGUACGACGUGUUGGGAGGACUGCCAGAGGUGCAGGAGGGAAGGGAAAGGCUUUCAUCUUUGUAGUUGGUAAACAAGUUUCUCUUGCACGGAGGAUAAUUGAAAGAAAUAGAAAAGGUCAUCCAUUGCAUGAUGUGCCAUCUGCAUAUGAGUUGAUGACUUAAGACUCAGCAUGUACAAGACAGAACGGUUCUUUAAAUGCAAAAAUCCUUUUCUUUUCUAUCUGCCUGAGGGUUGGAGUGGAUUGCGACGUGCACUAAGAAACAUAGGCGUCGACAAUGGAAAGUUAGGAAGCACACAUACACCUGCAAAGAGUAUUCUUAUGAUCUAAAAUUGAUCUCUUUUGGCAUUUAGGAUUUUGUACCUCAUUUUGGUUCAUGCGUGUCAGCAUUGUUGGAAUGCUAUAGCCUUGACACAUAAGCAUGCGAGGUGCUGCAAUUGUUCAUGAUUACAAUGGCAGCACAAGUGCCGUUUUCCUUUCUUGAAAAUCUGUUGGUGUUAUUCCCUUCGGACUCUUUAACGCGUUCAACUUCUGUUGCAAUGCUGAGUGCUGUUCACCCUUUUA